Messenger RNA from Zingiber officinale, 2328 nucleotides. Its product is annotated as 1,4-dihydroxy-2-naphthoyl-CoA synthase, peroxisomal-like. The record is from RefSeq and is a predicted model, not a curated record. The transcript has 9 exons. Gene Ontology annotation, cellular component: cytosol. Bases 1037 to 2044 code for a protein of 335 amino acids. NCBI's taxonomy places the organism in Eukaryota, Viridiplantae, Streptophyta, Magnoliopsida, Zingiberales, Zingiberaceae. Gene Ontology annotation, biological process: menaquinone biosynthetic process. Gene Ontology annotation, molecular function: 1,4-dihydroxy-2-naphthoyl-CoA synthase activity.
AUGUGGCUUGGGGGGCCGGGAAGUGGAACAGUUGAUGAUCCAUAUCAGGAGAUCGUCGUCAAAAGUUUGCUCCGACAGAAGCAGACACGUCUGGAGAUUGGAGAUACAUGGAGGCAUCUUUUGGAAAGCGGAGACGGGCGGGGAGAUGGAGAGAGAGAUGAUCGCUGCGGCAUCGUCUGACUACCAAAUCCAAUCGGCGCGAACUUCGAGCGAGGCGGCGGCCCCGAGAAAGAGAGCUUGGAAGCGAGCAAAAGAGAACGACCGACGUCGCCGAUUCGAGCAUCAUCAUCCCCGUCGCGCUUUCCGAUCGCGCUGUCGCGCCUCGAGGGCGGAGUUUCUCUCGCUUUCUUGACCACUACUGCUGGCGCCCCCUCGCGCUGUGGCCGUCGGCACAGGCAGCGGCUGCAGGAGGGCGAUGGAGCCCCGCCACGUGUAUGAUUCCGUCGUCAGACGGUGUUGGCUGUGAUGCCAUAGAUGGUUCGGGACGGGUGGGCGCCAACUGGCGACGCUUCUUUUGGAUGGAAUAGUAGUUGCAGUUGAAUUUUCUGGCGACGGUGUGAUGCGACGGGUCUUGUGAGGUGGGUGAUGGUGGUCCCGAGCGUAACGUAGCGCCACCGCUUUACGCGUGGUGGCGGUGGUGGCAGCAGCAGCAGCGGAGACCAUCGCCGGCUUUUGACGCUGGCCGAGCCGGACCGGGAUUGACCGACACCUCGGACCGCGGGGAUCCUGGAGCUCGCUUCCACUGGAGGCAAGCCAGGAGGUGGUGGGGCCGAAUAGUUUGUGUCCCGAACCGGUCCGGUCAAGGAAUGUUUUUAAAUUAGACCGGUUGAUUUCGAAUAAAAAAUACGCGAUGGAAAAUUCGGCCCGGCCCAGACAAUCUUCUUCGUCCCGUUAGACAACACUUCACCGUAGUAGCCUGGUCGGUGUCCCUCUCGUUGUUGCCUUAUCCGAUAUCGUGUGGUCGUCGGCGGCUCCAUCUGUCAUCCUUUAUGUAUUCCAGAUCCAACGACAAGCCUCGGCUCCGUGGACUCCUCCGAUGGCUGACAUUCCGGGAACGUUGCUCGGCGACGCAGAGAGAAGGAUCGCUAAGAUCACCGUUCACCUAUCGCCCCUCCCGUCCCCUUCACCCCCGGCUUCGAUUGUCCGGCGAGCGACCGCUUCGACUGGAGAUAGUUACCAUCGGGUCCAUGGAGAGGUGUCGAUGCGAGUAGCGACGUGGAGUCCGGCCCGCGACGAGUCCGGGAAGGAGUACACUGACAUUGUGUACGAGAAAGCCGUAGGCGAAGGAAUUGCAAAGAUCACAAUCAAUCGUCCAGAAAGAAGGAAUGCUUUUAGGCCAAAUACUAUUAAAGAGCUUAUUCGGGCAUUUAAUGAUGCUAGGGAUGACAAUACUAUUGGUGUGAUCAUUCUUACUGGAAAGGGAACAAAAGCUUUCUGUAGUGGUGGUGAUCAGGCAUUAAGAGGUCCCGAUGGGUAUGCUGAUUUUGGAAAUUUUGGCCGUCUUAAUGUGUUGGAUCUCCAGGUACAGAUACGCCGGCUUCCUAAACCAGUAAUAGCAAUGGUAGCAGGUUAUGCUGUUGGUGGCGGUCACAUAUUACAUAUGGUUUGUGACUUAACUAUUGCAGCUGAUAAUGCAAUUUUCGGCCAGACCGGGCCCAAGGUGGGAAGCUUUGAUGCUGGUUAUGGAUCUUCAAUCAUGUCCCGCUUGAUCGGUCCUAAGAAGGCGCGCGAGAUGUGGUUUUUGUGCAGAUUCUACAGUGCUUAUGAAGCAGAGAAAAUGGGACUUGUUAACGUAGUAGUCCCAUUGGAGAAAUUAGAACUUGAGACACUGAAAUGGUGCCGUGAGAUUUUGAGAAACAGUCCAACAGCAAUCCGGAUCUUGAAAUCUGCUCUUAAUGCUGUAGACGAUGGCCAUGUUGGCCUGCAGGAGCUAGGCGGAAAUGCAACGCUCGUUUUCUAUGGUACUGAAGAGGCUAAUGAGGGCAAGAAAGCAUAUAUGGAACACCGGCGACCAGAUUUCUCUAAAUUUCCGCGAAGACCCUGAUCUCACUUUCUUCAUAUCUCCAUAUCAAUUGACACCUUUCUAGAUAUAAUUUCAAAACAUUAAAAAAAAAAGUGAGAAAUGAUGAUUUUGUUCAACGUAGUCGAGGAUUCAACUUUGGCCUGCCGUCCAAAUAUUCUUCUUCUUGGACUCUGUAUAAUCAUGUAAGAUGUGCAGGGAUAAUGCAAAUAUACUCUUAAAUUAAUAUCCAAUGCUGAUAAGUAUCGAGUAGUUUAUCAUUUGACAUGCAUUCAUCAAAGCACAAACUCAAUGAUAAGUUUAUUCUA